Molecule: messenger RNA, 1835 nt
Organism: Gracilinanus agilis (Agile Gracile Mouse Opossum)
Lineage: Eukaryota; Metazoa; Chordata; Mammalia; Didelphimorphia; Didelphidae
Product: zinc finger protein 501-like
Exons: 7
Coding region: 321-1835 (504 amino acids)
Biological process (GO): regulation of DNA-templated transcription
Source: RefSeq, a predicted model, not a curated record
UAGUGAAUCUCCGACGGAGUUGUACCUGGUAGCCUCAGGCUCCCCCUGGUCAUUCCUGGCAGCCAUCCCAGAUCCCUCCCGGUCCUCAGCUUCCUCUGUCUCCCUCACUCCUAGACCAGGCAGUUGAUCUGUGGUCUGGAUUCUGUUUGUGCUGGACUCUCUGCCCUGAGGGCCUGGCCAGGAGCUUUGUCAGCCCGCCUCAAUCAAUCCCUGCAGCCAGCCUCCUGUCCAGGGAAAGGAGAGGAAGAGCUCUUCCCCUUGGGGAUUCCUGUCCCUGCCCAGCUGAGCCUGCAGAGGACCCAGGCCUGGAGCCAGAGGGAAUGGCCCCUGGGAGCCCCAGCCAGCCAGCCCAGGUGAGAAGAAGAAAUGGCCGGAGGAAGACUCUUCAUUAUGUCGCAGCUGGCAAUGAGGUGUUGGUGACAUUCAAAGAUGUGGCUGUGGACUUCACCCAGGAGGAGUGGCGCCUCUUGGACCCUGGUCAGAAGGAGCUGUACAAGGAAGUCAUGCUGGAGAAUGCCCAGAAUGUGCUCUCCCUGGGUCUUCCAGUUCCCAGAGAAGAUUGGAUCUCCCAUUUUGACCAAGGGGAAGCUCCAUUGAUGCUACAGGGAAAGGGUUCAAGCAGCUCCUGUCUGGAUGGAGAGAGGAGGCUUGAAAUGAGAGAGACUAAUGCAAAACUCAGGGAAGAAUCACAGCAGCAAAGAUUCAUGAAUGAUGAUCAUUGUCUUACGGGAGAGAAACCUUAUGAAUGUGAACAAUGUGGAAAGACUUUCUCACAGAGCUCCCACCUUGAUAUUCAUAAGAGAAUCCACUCUGGAGGAAAUCCUUAUGAAUGUAAUCAAUGUGGAAGGACUUUCAGAUUCAACUCCAAACUUGCUCAGCAUCAGAGAAUGCACACUGGAGAAAAACCUUAUGAGUGUAAUGAAUGUGGAAAGAGUUUCAAACAAAAGUACAGUCUUACUGCACAUCAAGGAAUCCACACUGGAGAAAAACCCUAUCAAUGUCAUCAAUGUGGAAAGACUUUCAGAUGCAGUUCUGGUCUUGCUCAACAUCAAAGAAUCCACAGUGGAGAAAAACCUCAUGAAUGUAAUCAGUGUGGAAAGGCCUUCACAAACACAUCCCAUCUUGCUGUACAUCAGAGAAUCCACACUGGAGAGAAACCUUAUAAAUGUAAACACUGUGGAAAGACUUUCACACAGAGCUCCCACCUUGAUAUUCAUAAGAGAAUCCACUCUGGAGGGAAACCUUAUGAAUGUAAUCAGUGUGGAAAGACUUUCACAAACACAUCCAAUCUUGCUGUACAUCAGCGAAUCCACACUGGAGAAAAACCUUAUAAAUGUAAUCAGUGUGGAAAAGCUUUCACUCAGGGUGGAUAUCUUACAGAACAUCAGAGAAUCCACACUGGAGAAAAGCCUUAUGAAUGUAAUCAAUGUGGAAAGACUUUCAGAUGCAAUUCUGGUCUUGCUAACCAUCAGAGAAUCCACACUGGAGAGAAACCUUAUGAAUGUAAUCAGUGUGGAAAGAGUUUCACACAUAACUUCCAUCUUGCUUCACAUCAAAGAGUCCACACUGGAGAGAAACCUUAUGAAUGUAAUCAAUGUGGAAAGGCUUUCACAAAUACAUCCAAUCUUCAUAAACAUCAGAGAAUCCACACUGGAGAGAAACCCUAUGAAUGUAAACAAUGUGGAAAGACUUUCAGAUGCAGAUCGAGUCUAGCUCAACAUCAGAGAAUCCACACUGGAGAGAAACCUUAUGAAUGUAUUCACUGUGGAAAGGCUUUCACAAAUACAUCCAAUCUUCAUAAACAUCAGAGAAUCCACACUGGAGAGAAAUCUUAA